AUGAGGAGAGGUUUGCUGCUGGUGACUCUGUUCCUCAUCAUGAAACUUCGACACAGCCAGUCCAGAUGCGAGGAGCCCGGAUCGCGCAGAGCAACUUCAGAUCAGACCACAGGCUUGGACAACCUCAAGCGGAACAGUCUGAAAAGGUUUAGCGAUUUGGAUUAUGAUAGCUUUGUGGGACUGAUGGGAAGAAGAGAUGCCGAUGCAAAUGCUGUACAGUCACCACAAAAAAGGGAAAUGCAUGACAUUUUUGUUGGUCUUAUGGGAAGGAGAAACUCAGAGCCUGAUAAUGGUCCCUGGAGGAGAGAGUAUCCAGAGAGGAGAGGCAUUUUUCUCAACAAGUGCAGGCUGAGGUUUCUACAGGGGCUGUAGACAUUCACAACAAAACUCUCUGAUCUGCCAACAAUGACAGAAGACCUCAGAGAACACAAAUAAGGAACUAAACAUGGAAACAACUAAAUGCCGUGAUGCACACUGUAAAC
Messenger RNA from Anoplopoma fimbria (sablefish), 482 nucleotides. RefSeq names its product tachykinin precursor 3a (gene tac3a). The transcript is spliced from 6 exons. The record is from RefSeq and is a predicted model, not a curated record. Gene Ontology annotation, biological process: tachykinin receptor signaling pathway; positive regulation of blood pressure. Lineage: Eukaryota; Metazoa; Chordata; Actinopteri; Perciformes; Anoplopomatidae. Bases 1 to 372 code for a protein of 123 amino acids.